AGAAGAGAGGAGCAGGCACGCGUGCUCACUUCGGGGUUGCCUCUGUUUCUCCUUCCUACGCUCCUGCAGGUUGGCUAGGCACGAGAAGGGAGAGGUGCACACCUUCCCAGCUGCAUGUUUCUUGGGGUUCAUCAAGAGCAGGGCAAGCAGGCGAAGACUCUCUACUCUGGGGCUGCUCUGGUAGGAAGAUGAUGGACCCCUGUGAAUGUGCCAGCCAGAGGAAGCCCAGCCUGUCCUUUUCCAUUGAGGAGAUCUUAAAGAAACCUUCUGCCAGCACCACCAGCAAUGAAACCAGGAGCAGGAAUAGCUACGCUGGGAGAUCUCCAGCUCUAAAAGCAGAAUCACCAUGGGCCUUUGAUUUCAGCAGCAGGAGUCAAUUAGAGAAUGACUUCCCUUCAGAUAAAAUGCUUCUCCCUGCCAUGUGUGCUACCCCCAUGGCCAGAGCAAAGAAAGUGCAGGCAGCUCACUGCAGGAGAGCUACUGAGAGCCCAGCUUCCUUCCUGGGUGAGGACACAGGACAUGAACACCUGGAAGGCAAAAGAAAACAUGAGGAAGAGGAAGACCAACUGUGUGAUUUCCCAGUGGACCAUCCUCUUCAUGUUGAGAGGAAAGGGAAACGGAGAAUCCGGACAACAUUCACAGCUGAGCAGCUUCAGGAACUUGAGAAGAUUUUCCAAGUGACUCACUACCCAGAUGUCCAUAUUCGCAAUCAGUUGGCAGCAAAGAUUAACCUACCAGAAGCCAGAGUUCAGAUCUGGUUCCAGAACCAGCGAGCCAAGUGGAGGAAACAUGAAAAAUUUGGCAACUUUGGUGGCCUUCAGCAUCUGACAGAAGUUGAUUUCAUUCCAGCUCCCAAGUCAGAUAUUACAGCUCCUAGCUUGAUGCCGAGGAAGCUUGCAGCUACCAUCCCUUCCAUAGGAUACUACUCACCACUACAAGGGCAGCUGACAACUACUUGGCUCCCCAGCACACUCUCCUACAUCCCCCACCACUUGGAGCUGCUGCCCUUACCAAAACCAUACUUGUUCUUCAACGUCCUCCCUGCCUACAGUGCACCACGCUCCCACAAGAUAGAACAGAGCAGUAUCUCUACAUAGACAAGGAUGUGGAGGAGCAGGGGACUUGGGGAGCAUGCCUUUAUCAUCCAUGACAGUUUGCAGGAGGCAGGUGCUCUCCUCAAGCAAAUGUGCUGAGAUGAUAAAUGGCAUGAAGUACCAACACAAGAAGCUGCAGUCUAGUGAACAUUGACAAGAGCCACCAUGGACUGGGGAAGGAGAUCCGUGUUGAUCAGAGGAGCAGCAUGUUCUGCAGAAACCAAGCCGUUCAACCCAGAGCAUCUCCCUGGAGGGACAGCGCAUCGAACUGAAUGGUCCUGCAAAAGAACUUGACUUUUACUCAGCCCUGAGAUAACCACAUGACUCAAUUGCACCGAUGCCUUGGAGAAGGAAAUAUACCUGCUAUGAGGAGUAUGUAGCCCCAAAGUCGGGCCAAACAGGAUUUUCCUCCAUAGUUGCUUUCCUUGGACAUGCUGGUCUUUACUUGGGGAGGAGCAAAGAACAUGUUUAGGUCAAAAUAUCAGAC
Molecule: messenger RNA, 1581 nt
Organism: Lagopus muta (rock ptarmigan)
Lineage: Eukaryota; Metazoa; Chordata; Aves; Galliformes; Phasianidae
Gene: ISX
Product: intestine specific homeobox
Exons: 5
Coding region: 189-1097 (302 amino acids)
Biological process (GO): regulation of transcription by RNA polymerase II
Molecular function (GO): DNA-binding transcription factor activity, RNA polymerase II-specific; RNA polymerase II transcription regulatory region sequence-specific DNA binding
Source: RefSeq, a predicted model, not a curated record